AUGCCCAAUUCCUCACUUUACUGCGGUCGGUCCUCAGGCGACGGCUAUUACAAAAACUCCAACUCAGAUGACUUACUACUCCACAACCAGAUUGUCCUCUACUGGAAUGUGUCGGCUGCCACCCAUUUUACAGAAGCCUCAAAAACUCAUCGGCCAUUUAAUCGGGUUGUGUGUCCUGGUGUUUCCGUCAGGCCUGCGGGUCGCUACGUCAGGCAUUAUUUAAUGGAUGGAGCGGUCUACUUCUGGUUGUUGCACGUGCGCGCCUCCAUUGAAUGUCCGUCCAGACGCCCUCCGAGGUCAGACGAUUUCGAGCUGCGGUUGAGCCAGUGGAUUGAUCGUUCGGAGGCGGAGAGUUCUCGCAACGAAGCUGAGGAGGCCUACGAACGUGGCGACUCCUUUUACCUUCCUGGACAUAAAGAGCCCGAAAAUCUGACGCUAUCAUGCUCCUCCCCACACCGGAGUGUCACUCUACAAGGUCGUUUGCGCCUCCUUGUCGUCUCGUGGGCCAUAUUCCCCAGUCGGUUGUCCAGCCAAUUGGAUAAGGGCACCUUGACGCCGACGGAUGAAUUGCUGGGUGGAUUUAAAGGCCUCCCUGCAGAUCUCAAAAUCCGCGUUCAGAUCACCUCGCGCCUUCACUUUGAUGGCCAAUUCUCUCCCUUUCGAAGACGCCAGCUAUGCGAGUUUUACGGCUUUUGGUGCAAUGGAAGCCUCACCGAAGACGCGCCUCAGCGUCGUAGACGAAAGCGUCGCAGCGACAGUGGUGACGAGGUGACAGGAACGUGCAUUCGACCCUCCAUGCGUUGUGACGGCCUUCCCGACUGUUGGCUCGAUGAUCCUCACAAUUCGCCCGAUGAGGUUGGCUGCAGUGCCAUCCACUCACCAGACAGUGCGGAGGCUCUCGCACCCUUUGAAACCUUCAAUGAGACCUUCCCCAUCGCCUCUUGUGACACUAAGCAGCCGAAGUGUGGCAUUCGGGGUGAUGAGGAUGCAGUUGUGGCCUUUGUGCCGGCGGUUCUGCUCUGUGCUCUGGUGCGAAUCUGCUCCCAACGUCGCCAACUGGACUUCGCAACUGUUGAUGGGGACCUCCACGCGCUGGAAGCUGCAGACACGUAUACACCGGGAGCCGGUCUUCUGCGUCGUCCACACAGUCUGCCAGCCUUUGAGAACGCCGGUUGCAAGAAGAGCCUUUCCACUGGCCGUGGUGGCAAUUUUCGCGCUAUUGCACUUCGUCGAUCUCGCUCCACUGAGGACGUCCUUCCUCAUCCACCCACCACCGUGGAGACUCUUCCCAUGAAAUCGCUAAAAGUCGUGCAACCGAUGGUGAACACCACGAGGAAUUACUCCCAUCUCCUCCUCGCUGAGGAUGCUCUUCGUGGGGAAAAGGCAGUAGAAAGGAGAGACAGUUGUAGCCUCCAGCUUGCUCCAGUGGUGCGUCGCAAUCGUGGUGGUGGGGGUGGUAAUGCAAUGAACCGGAUGAUUAUGUCGUGUUGGAGUGGCGACUUAUCCACCGGCUCUACGACAUCAUCGUCAACGAACUCGCCAAUCACGCGUGGACGAGUGAAGAUGGAGGAGGAGGUGGUGGUGGGUGAGGAUGACUGUGACGUCUGUCGGCAGAUGCGGGAGUCAGCACUGAUGAUGACGUCUGGAGAUGAUAACACCGAGACAUUGAAUGUCCGGCUGCAAGUGUUGCGAUUGUGUCAGGACUCUACUCAACCGUCUUCUAGUAGAAUACACCUCUUCUCCAUCAUGCAAAUGAUGGAGUUCUUCGGAAAGAAGAAAUAA
Messenger RNA from Echinococcus granulosus, 1782 nucleotides. RefSeq lists its product as hypothetical. Lineage: Eukaryota; Metazoa; Platyhelminthes; Cestoda; Cyclophyllidea; Taeniidae. The transcript is spliced from 7 exons. Bases 1 to 1782 code for a protein of 593 amino acids. Gene Ontology annotation, molecular function: protein binding. The record is from RefSeq and is a predicted model, not a curated record.